Molecule: messenger RNA, 351 nt
Organism: Rhodofomes roseus
Lineage: Eukaryota; Fungi; Basidiomycota; Agaricomycetes; Polyporales; Fomitopsidaceae
Exons: 1
Coding region: 1-351 (116 amino acids)
Source: RefSeq, a predicted model, not a curated record
AUGGCACGCCUACGCGCCACAUCCCAUGGGCCCGCCACCGUCCUCUCCUCACCGCCACCUCCCCUUCCUCCCUCCCUCGCACCGAUGCCGCCGCCGCCACCGCCACCAAUGCCAGCACCCGCGGGCGCCGCCGCCCGCCCACACCCACCAGCCGCCGCUUGCCAGCACGCACUGCCAGCACGCACGCGCCUGCCAGCACGCACGCGCCCGCCAGCACACGCCCGCCGCGGCCGCGUCAGGCUGCCGCCUCUCGCGGAGCGGGUGUACAAGCAGGAGGCUGUCCACUGGUCCCCCUCUCGCCGUGCCAUCGGUCGACCUCUAUACACCCUCACCCUGGUUUGGACCGGCUAG